GGGAGGUGAAGUGAGGCGACGCGGGCGGCCGGGGCCUCUGGACUCCGACGCCCGAGGGUGAGGCGACGCGGGCCACCAGGCGGGACUGCCGGGCCGGCGCUAGGUGGUGAGAAGGGAGGCCGAGCUGAAGAAUGUGUGGGCGCACCUCCUGUCACUUACCUAGAGAUGUCCUCACGAGAGCUUGUGCCUAUCACGAUCGACAGGGCCAGCAGCGACUCCCAGAGUGGAGAGACCCCGAGAAGUACUACCCCUCUUACAACAAGAGCCCCCAGUCCAGCAGCCCGGUGCUGCUGUCUCGGCUGCACUUGGAGAAGGGCGCAGACUCAUCAGAGCGGGUCAUUGCCCCCAUGCGAUGGGGCCUGGUCCCAUGUUGGUUCAAAGAAACCGAUCUUUCCAAGAUGCCGUUCAACAUCACCAACUGUCGCAGUGACACCAUCUUGGAGAAACGGUCCUUCAAGGUGCCUCUGGGAAAGGGACGGCGCUGUGUGGUCUUAGCAGAUGGAUUCUACGAAUGGCAGCGGAGCCAAGUGACAAGCCAGAGUCAGCCCUACUUCAUCUAUUUCCCCCAGGUCAAGACCGAAAAGGCAGAAGACGCCACCGGGGCUGUGGAUAGCGCUGAGACCUGGGGGAAAGCUUGGGACAAUUGGAGGCUGCUCACCAUGGCGGGGAUCUUUGACUGCUGGGAGCCCCCAGAGGGGGGAGACCCCCUGUACUCUUAUACCAUCAUCACCGUGGACUCCUGCAAAAGCCUUACCGACAUCCACCCCAGGAUGCCUGCCAUUUUGGAUGGAGAGGAGGCUGUGUCCAAGUGGCUCGACUUUGGAGAGGUGUCUACCCAGGAAGCCCUGAAGCUGAUCCACCCCACAGACAACAUCACCUUCCACCCCGUCUCCUCCGUGGUGAACAACUCCCGCAACGACACGCCCGAGUGUGUCACUCCUCUCAGCCUCGUGGUCAGAAAGGAACCCAAGGCAAGUGGCAGCAGCCAGAUGAUGAUGCAGUGGCUGGCCACCAAGUCCCCCAAAAAGGAGGAACCCAGGUCACCCCAAAAGGACCAGUCCGAUGUUCCGCAGUGGACCAGCCAGUUCCUGCAGAGGAGUCCACCCCCCGCCAAGAGAGCGGCCCCCGGCCUCCUAGACCGAUGGCUGAAGCGGGACAAGGAGGAGCCGGCAGCCAAGCGUCCUCACUGCCAAUAGCGGCCUCCAGAGAGGCCCAGGUGAGGUCCUAGUGGAGGCUGUUGCUCAGGUUCAGGGAGGCUCCUUGCAUUCUGCGUGUGGUCCUGGUUAGGCUGGCCACUGUGGGCUCCCAGGCAGAUCGGCCACCCUGGCCUUGGCGGUGGGCCCCCCCACAGCGCGGGGCUGCUGCUGGGAAUGAGGGGGACCCACUGCUCCAGGCUCUUCCCAGCCGCCAGGUGCUGUUAAAAUUAUGUUCCUAAAGUUUAUUUUUUUCCUGAAUAAAUUAUAUUUGAUAGCUUUGUCCUA
Molecule: messenger RNA, 1481 nt
Organism: Marmota flaviventris (yellow-bellied marmot)
Lineage: Eukaryota; Metazoa; Chordata; Mammalia; Rodentia; Sciuridae
Gene: Hmces
Product: 5-hydroxymethylcytosine binding, ES cell specific
Biological process (GO): protein-DNA covalent cross-linking repair
Molecular function (GO): single-stranded DNA binding
Source: RefSeq, a predicted model, not a curated record